AUGGUUUUAGUAGCAUGUUGUCAGUUUUGUGCAACAGGAUCAAUUUUAAAAAACCUUGAAAUAUGUAAAGAAUUAAUGAAUCGAGCUGUUUCUAGAGGUGCUCAGGUUUGUUUUUUUCCUGAAUCUAGUGAUUUUAUUGGACUUGAUCAUAAUGAUUCUCUAAAACUCACUUUAUCUAGUGAAAGAGAAAGGUUUAUUAACGAAUUUAGAGAACAUGUAAAAUUUUUGAAAAUUCAUGCCUCUUUGGGCCUUCAUGAGCCUGUUAUGUCAGGAACUCGUAUUGCAAAUGUAUGUGUCUGGAUAGAUGAUCAGGGAAACAUUACACAUAAAUAUCAAAAAUUGCAUUUGUUUUGUAUUAACAUGGUUGGACAUCAAAAGAUGAAAGAAUCGAGAUAUGUGGAAAAAGGAAAAGAUAUUGUUCCGCCAUUUGAAACUCCUAUUGGAAAAGUCGGAUUAGCAAUUUGCCAUGAUAUAAGAUAUCCUGAAUUAUCUAUAAAACUUCGAAGUCUUGGAGCAGAAGUUAUCACUUAUCCAUCUGCUUUUAUUCCUAGGAAAGUUUGUCUGAUAAAGUUUAUAUAUAUAUUAAUCAUUUCAAAGGACUGGUGCAGACCAUCUUAUGUAAUAGCUGCAAAUCAAGCAGGUAAACACAAUGAAACUCGUGAAAGUUAUGGACAUAGUAUGAUUGCUGAUCCUUGGGGUAUUAUAUUGGCAUCUUGUUCUAAUGUUUCAAAAGAGCCUACUUUUUGUAUUGCUGAUAUUGAUUUAUCUGUUGUUCAUAAGGUUCGACAAGAACUGCCUCUUAUAAGAAGAACGGAUGUAUAUCCUAAAAUAUGA
Molecule: messenger RNA, 834 nt
Organism: Pneumocystis jirovecii RU7
Lineage: Eukaryota; Fungi; Ascomycota; Pneumocystomycetes; Pneumocystales; Pneumocystaceae
Exons: 10
Coding region: 1-834 (277 amino acids)
Source: RefSeq, a predicted model, not a curated record